UUCACUCCGCGAUAAGCUUGGCUCUGUUCGGAGGCAUCCAGGCUAAGAGCUGGUGUAAAUCAGGAAGAGGGAGGAUAUAAGGGGGUUUCCAUGUUUAGAUACGGACGGCUCAAGUGUGAGACCCCCACCUCUAAAAACAAAUCAGCUGGGUCUUCAAAGGUGCAGUAAGAGCCUGGGGUGUAAGUAAGUGGUCUGCUGUUGAAAGGUGGACACUCACUACAGAAGCAUGGAGCAAAUGCAUCCCAUGGGACAGGCCCUGGAGCAGCUGGGGCCCAGGGACACACAGAGGACAGAGGACCCUGGAGAGUACUGCUAUGGUGGCUACCAUCCAGUGCAGAUGGGUGAUGUUUUUAACAGGAGGUAUCAGGUGCUGUCCAAACUGGGCUGGGGAUAUUAUGCGACAGUUUGGCUCUGUCUGGACCUCAGGUCGGGUGGACAUGUGGCAGUCAAGGUGCUGAAGAGUGGCCCUGGAUUUGCUCAGGCGGGACAAGAUGAACUGACUCUGCUCCGAUGUGCUGGUAGUGCCACACAUCGUCACUCACACAGCCAGAGGAUAGUCCGACUGUUGGACGAGUUCAAAGUGGCUGGGGUCAAUGGAGUCCACAUUUGCCUAGUCCUGGAACUACUGGGCCCCAGUCUCCGGAGUGUGCUGUUGGGCUGUGGGACACCUGGUCUGUCUCGGCCUGUGGUCAAACAGGUCCUUACUCAGGUUCUGCAGGGCCUGGCCUAUCUCCACUGUCAGUGUAAGAUCAUCCACACAGACAUCAAACCAGAGAACAUCCUAUUGUGUGCAAAGCAGACCAACUCUCCACCAGGGGGCACUGGCUGCUCCUCCAUCAACUCUGUCAACAACAACUUGUCAGAUGGAGACCAGACAGCCCUCCACAGUCUGAAGCAGAUAGAAGUGAAGAUUGCUGACCUGGGCAGCUCCUGUUGGGUGUACAAGCACUUCUGUGAGGAGAUCCAGACCCGGCAGUACCGCUCUCUGGAGGUUCUGGUGGGGCUGGACUAUGGCCCUCCUGCUGACAUCUGGAGUGUGGCCUGCAUGACCUUUGAGCUGCUCACUGGAGACUCUCUGUUUGAACCCAGAGCAGCAGACUCCUGCUCUCUGGAAGAAGAUCAUAUAGCUCAGAUAAUGAUGCUGCUGGGUAAAAUCCCUCCAGCCAUUGCACUGACGGGAAAAUACUCAGCAGAGUACUUCAACCGCAGAGGAGACUUGCUCAGAGUGGGUCCUGUGAAGUCCUGGAAGCUGUACGACGUCCUAGUGGAGAAAUACCAUUUCAGGUUGGAAGAGGCCUCAGACUUGUGUAACUUCCUGUUGCCCAUGUUAGAAUAUUACCCCGAGAGAAGGGCUACAGCUGUACAAUGCCUCCGACACCCCUGGCUCUGCUCCGGACCAUAGCAGUCCCCGAAACGUUAGCCAUUCUGCCAGCUCAGGUCAUUUUUAAAGGUGCUAUGUAGAUCAUGUUUCUUAUGUUUCCAAGUUACUUCUUUGUACUGUAGUCUCAUCAUGCACUUUAUACAACUGUUGAGAGAAUAGUUUUGGUGUUCUUUGUGUUUUAGGUGCCAGUGUAAGCGU
This is a messenger RNA of Periophthalmus magnuspinnatus, 1579 nucleotides long. RefSeq names its product SRSF protein kinase 3. Gene Ontology annotation, molecular function: ATP binding; protein kinase activity. The record is from RefSeq and is a predicted model, not a curated record. The coding region runs from base 227 to 1402 and encodes 391 amino acids. The transcript has 12 exons. Lineage: Eukaryota; Metazoa; Chordata; Actinopteri; Gobiiformes; Gobiidae. Gene Ontology annotation, biological process: regulation of mRNA processing; protein phosphorylation; spliceosomal complex assembly.